Molecule: messenger RNA, 1614 nt
Organism: Fomitiporia mediterranea MF3/22
Lineage: Eukaryota; Fungi; Basidiomycota; Agaricomycetes; Hymenochaetales; Hymenochaetaceae
Exons: 1
Coding region: 1-1614 (537 amino acids)
Source: RefSeq, a predicted model, not a curated record
AUGUCACUCAUUAAUGGUCAAUUGAGGUCAAGAGCUGGGUACGUUCCGGAUGAGGUGCUGUCACUGAUCUUUCUUGAGUGUCUAGAAGUCGACUAUCUUGACUGUGCCACCCCAAGUCCUCUUCAUGCACCGCUAGUGCUCAGCUGGAUAUGUCGGCAUUGGCGGAAUGUUGCUUUGAACACUCGUCAACUCUGGAGAGGCGUCUGCUUCACGCGUCAGCCGGACCGGAUCAAUGACAACACAUCCCUCCUGAAGUUAUGGAUAGAACGAUCCGGCGCACUACCGUUCGGCGUGAGGUUGGCGAACCUCAUAGGGGAUGGCGAACGUCUGUUCAGCUUUGAGCACAGAAUGGAGAUGGACCCAGCCGUGAUCAAAGGCAUCGAGGACUUCAUCGGCGUUCUUAUGACCUGCUCGAACCGUUGGCGAGUCGUCGAACUCACAGUACCAGAAGUCAGCCAUGCGACACCAGUGCUGAAUGCACUUGUCAAGGGCGUGAAUGCGCUGGAACACCUUUGCAUUUCGUCUCAAUAUCUCGGAAUCCACGAGCACCCAGUUAUCUACGACUUCUCGUCGAAUAACUCGCUGGAAACUGUUCGCCUCAUCACCCCACUCAUCGCCCCGCUACCCACUGGAAACCGAGACACCUUCAAAUCGCUCUCGAUGCUCGAACUCCACUUCUGCGCGUCAAUUCACGACUGUAUCACGUGGAUCGAUAUGGCUCCAAACCUUGAACAUCUUACCCUCCGUGUCUACGGUACAGGCGAGGGUGCUCGUCCGCUCCAAGAUCAACGCAUUCGCCGUCUACCUUACCUCGACUCUCUAGAGAUCACCUACUUUGCAGCUAACUCGCAAUUCGAGCAACCGGGUGUAUUGCUCGAUGUCCUCGAUGUCCCUAAGCUCACAAAACUGGAGUUGAACAUGAACCAUCUGUUCGAUUGGUCGCCGUUCCCUAACCUACGGAACCUCCUUGUACGAUCUGGAGCGAGCCUCGAAAGUAUGAUUUUCUCGGGAACACAUAUGCUUGAAGCGGAGAUCAUUGAGUUGCUUAGAUUAUCCCCCGAUCUCGAGUGCUUUGUCGAUGAAUCGGUUACGGAUGGUGUUUUGGCAGCACUGACGCCAAGCUUGCUUCCUGAAGUUGCGGACCUAGCCGAAGCAAGGCCCAUGCCAACUAUCGAGGAAGUAAGGGAGAGCAAAAUGCAAACCUCAGACGCUCCUAUGGAACUUGACGCUGUCCCCAGCUCAUCAAUUGCACCUAUUAGUCAACCUUCAUCGACCACCAAUAUCAAUUCCAAUCCCAACACCGAUUCUGACUCUGAUUCCAAAUCCAAAUUUGAAGAUGAUCCAAGUAACUAUACUGUCCUCUGCCCCAACCUCCAGUACUUUGAAAGCGAAGACAUCGACAUGUGUUCGCUCCAGCCCCUAUACGCCUUUAUGAGUACACGGUGUGAGGAAUUAUACAAGGACAUUCAGGAUUACGUCGACGCUACUGCCGUUCGGCCAGUACCGGAUGAGUUCAAGACGUUGAUUUCUGUUGUUCUUCCUUGCGACCCAAUGUAUGGUGUGCUUAGUCAUCCGAAGAUACUUGAGAGUAUGGAGAGGAAUAUUUACUUCUGA